UUCACCACUUAAGCCUGUCACUCGGCUUCGCCGCGGCUUCAGUGUUCGAGCUGAACUCGUGCGUUCCGCGGCAGUGAUCGCGGCACCAUUUGGAGGCCUGGUCAGCCAGCGAUUACAGACUCACGGAUCAGUUGCGCUGAUAUACCCGGCGCGGCAGCGAAACGCUCUGUCACCAUGGUGGAAUUGUUAGACGCUAUGCUAGACGUGCCAAAAAUUUACUACGGAGCUCUGCUUGGGAUAGGAUUCUGCACUUACUAUCUGUGCGAAGUAGUCAAAAAACCGCUACUUGUCUGCGCACCAGGACCGUUCCGGGACUUUCUGGAGAAAAACAUUCCCAUAGUUACGAACAAGUUUUGGCCGACAUUAUGGUGCUUCGAGUCUCGGGCUCAGACAGUGAUGGCAAGCGUUCUACGCUCAAGAUAUCUCCCGAAGGUGAUGUAUCGUCGAGAGAUUCUGGUGCUCCAAGAUGGAGGUGAAGUUGCUUUGGAUUGGGCGGAAGCGAACUGCUCGCCGCAUUCUCCGAUCGUCAUCAUUUUGCCCGGCCUAACAGGCGCCAGUCAGGCCGAAUACAUAAAAUGCCUGGUUAGUGCUGCGAAAAAAGUUGGUAUCCGGUGCGUUAUAUUCAAUAACCGUGGUCUCGGAGGAGUUCAGUUAAAGACGCCACGGUUGUACAGCGCGGCUCACUGCGAUGACUUGUCUGAGGUUGUUGAUCACGUGAUGAAAUUGCACCCCAACGUACCUUUGGGGGCGACAGGAAUCUCCAUGGGAGGGCUUAUCCUGGGAAAUUAUCUCGCUCGUGAAGGAGCUGCCGCAGCCUCGAAGCUGAAAGCAGCCAUGUGCAUUUCCGUGCCAUGGAACGUAUUCGAGAGCACGAAAAGCAUCGAAAAGCCGUUCCUCAAUUUAAUGCUGAACAAACACCUCGCCGAAAAUCUUUGCCGUAACUUGAAGAAGGCGGAACUCCAGUCUAACGCAACCGAAAAACCGUUCAACUGGGGCGCUGAUAACAUGCUCAAAAGCUGCAAGACCGUCAGGGAUUUCGACCAGAACUUCACGAUUAAACAUUUCGGUUACAAGAAUGUCGAGGAGUAUUACGCGAACGCAACGCUUCACGACAAACUACAUUGCAUAGAGAUUCCUAUACUCUGUCUCAGUGCGGCCGAUGAUCCAUUCCAGCCUCUUGAAGCCAUUCCCAUCGCCGAGGCGAACAAAUCGAAGAACGUUGCUAUCGUCGUGACGUCACGAGGCGGACAUAUAGCAUUCCUUGAAGGGGUUUGGCCCGUGAAACAGGAACAAUACAUAGGAAAACUAUUCUCGCAAUACUUUGCGGCCAUAUUUAAAACGGACCUGAACUGUCGCCCAAUUUAACAGAUUCCACUACUCACGGAAUCCAAUUCCAGCGGAAAGAUAAACCAUAAAUAUA
Molecule: messenger RNA, 1420 nt
Organism: Diprion similis
Lineage: Eukaryota; Metazoa; Arthropoda; Insecta; Hymenoptera; Diprionidae
Gene: Hydr1
Product: phospholipase ABHD3
Exons: 7
Coding region: 175-1365 (396 amino acids)
Biological process (GO): medium-chain fatty acid catabolic process; medium-chain fatty acid biosynthetic process
Molecular function (GO): monoacylglycerol lipase activity; acetylesterase activity
Source: RefSeq, a predicted model, not a curated record